AUGGGGUCCAAGGUCACAAUCGUGUAUGUGGCCCCUGCUCAUCACCAGCCUCUUCCCUUUCUGUCGCUCUUUCAUCUCUUCUUUCAACAUCCUCCCAUCCACAUCAACAAACCCGCUACAUAUCCCCGUGGAGACCACCGGUCCAUGUGGGGAAGUCCAGAUCCAAAUCUCGCGUGCCUGGACGGGCGACUUAUGGUUUCAGCUCCUUACGGACUUGUUUCUCUGGCUGGCAUUCUUGGCUCCAACGGCUACUACGACCAGGUUCGAAACCGGGCAUUGUUACAAACAUGUGGCGAUAUGACGAUAUCGACCUCCACAGGAACCAAGGAUAUCCCGGGCAAGAUCACGAUCAAUCGAGGAGGAAUGGAAUAUCAAUCGGGACAGACUUUGCGCAAGACGUAG
Molecule: messenger RNA, 402 nt
Organism: Penicillium lagena
Lineage: Eukaryota; Fungi; Ascomycota; Eurotiomycetes; Eurotiales; Aspergillaceae
Exons: 1
Coding region: 1-402 (133 amino acids)
Source: RefSeq, a predicted model, not a curated record